AUGGAUGAAAUGGCAAUCGACUCAUUCAACACAGCCUCACUUAUUCUACAUAAGGAUACAAUCGAUAAAUUUUAUGUAUGCAAACAAAAGUAUGCUCAACUUGACUGUGAGGACAAUACGUUUAUGCAAACACUUCUUGAACACUACAUAAAUUGUCAGUCAGAGCCAGAAUCCAAGGCAGCCUCUAAAACUAUCUGCCCUGAAUGCCGAUAUGCCGCCGAGGAUAUGUCGAAACUCUUUGAACACUUUGAAUCGAAUCAUUCAGUCGAAGCAGGCUUCUCCUGCAACUGUGGGCUGACAUUUUGCCGAUUACCGGCCUUUUUACGGCACUACAUCGCAUGUCCGUUAGCUUCAGUGGAUACGCAAGAUCAAAACCACUCAAAGCAGUCCUCUCCACUAACGCCAACCAAAGUUAGUGACGAAAUAUUCAAGAGAUCAGACUCUCCCAAUGUGGUGAACCCGGAAAACACUGAAAGCACCAGUCCUGAGACCAGUCUCCAAGACUCGAUAUCACAUUACGGCUACUAUAAGCAUCCUCCUGUAAUUCCGAUCAAGGGACCUUCUGAUGAUCGACCAUUUGGUUGUCCAAAAUGUCCCAAAGGAUUCAAAAGUAAAUCUCUUCUGGAACAGCACAUGCAUUUACAUUAUCCACCAAGGUAUAAAUGCCGGUGGUGCUUUAAAGUCUACCGUUGGCCCCCGGUUUAUUAUCAUCAUAUGCGCACAUGCAAGAAGAUGUUGCGGUCCGAUGCUGAGCCAGACAAGUCAACAGCAAAUUCUAGUUCCACCUCCAUCCCUGUCAAUGAUAACGCUGUGCUGGACCUAUCCCAUCCUGCCAAGUCAGCACAAAUUGCGCCAAAAGAAGAGACCGUGGUAAAACCCACCGCACACUCUGAUUUCACUUGUCCCUGUGGCGCCACCUUCUCCGAUGUACAGUUCUACUUCAAGCAUGCUGCAAAGUGCCUUCAAUUAAUCCAUACUUUCGGUCCCCUUGUGCCUCUCCCUACUGAAUCCAAUGAGUCAGCUGACCUGAUAUCAAUGCCUAAGUCCCGUACCAAACGCUUCUUGUGUAAUAUCUGCGCAAAAGACUUCACCUCAAAGCUCUCCCUCAAACAACACGUCGAUGGAAAGCAUAGAGCGGAAGGCAAGUAUGUCUGUAAGCUCUGUGGUAAGCGUUACAGAUGGGGUGCCUCCUUCUAUUAUCAUCGACGCACCUGUUCCCUUGCCAAUGGGGUGAACCUUCCCUCCACUGGGGUGCUCUCUCGCCUUCCUCACAUCUCCCAACCCUCCGCCUAG
Molecule: messenger RNA, 1293 nt
Organism: Hydatigera taeniaeformis
Lineage: Eukaryota; Metazoa; Platyhelminthes; Cestoda; Cyclophyllidea; Taeniidae
Source: the annotation of a GenBank genome assembly